Molecule: messenger RNA, 1306 nt
Organism: Rosa rugosa (rugosa rose)
Lineage: Eukaryota; Viridiplantae; Streptophyta; Magnoliopsida; Rosales; Rosaceae
Product: NDR1/HIN1-like protein 13
Exons: 1
Coding region: 341-1072 (243 amino acids)
Cellular component (GO): plasma membrane
Source: RefSeq, a predicted model, not a curated record
CAAUAUCUGUAGAUUUCACAUCUAGAUUUCUGCUGAGGAUUUCACGUCUUGUAAAAGAAGAAGAAGAAGAAGAAGAAGAAGAAGAAGAAGAAGAAAGAAAAGCAUUUACAGAGUUCGAAUUUCUCAUCCUUUACAACUUGUAACGAAAGAAAAAGAAAAAGAAAAAAAAAAAGGCUUUCCCCUUUUUCUUCUAUGCAUGCACACCUUUUGAUUUCAGAGAGGUUAAGUACUCAUCCUUCUAUUAAUUUGAGGGUUGAGGCUUACUUAUCAAUCCACUUAGUUUCCUAGGUUAUCGUCAGCGACGAUAAUCCAACGUCCUGGCCCUAACCUAUCCUCAUAUAUGAUGGUCCAAGAUCAGCAGUUCCCAGGUCCCCACGGGCGUAACGCUCCUCGGUACGCUCCAGCCGGAGCUCGCCGCUCAAGACAUCCUUGCCUAAAAUGCUAUUGUUGGUGCUGUUGUGGCCUUUUUGUCCUCCUAUUGCUAUUCGCAGGCGUCGUUGCCGCGGCCUUUGCAAUAAUCAAUCCCAGCUAUCCCAAAUACGUCAUUUCUGACCUCACCUCCAAUGCCUUCAACUUGACAGAGGAUUUCGACCUCCACGCUCGCUUUGUGGUCACGGUCGUAGCCAACAACCCUAACAAAUAUAUCAGCAUUGUCUACGGGAAGGACAGCUCCGUAGACCUCUCUUUUAGAAACGAAACGUUUAGAAACGGAUCGUCAUCCUUUGUCAAGCUUUGUUCUGGGAUGAUGCCGGAGUUCAAGCAACCCACAACCAAUAUCACAUCGAUGAAAAUUGACCUCAAAGGUGACUUAACCAAGGGUGACUUUACCACCGGUAAAAAUAAUUCCGUCGCCGCUACUAACUUCAAUGACAAGGUGAAGAGCAACAGCAUCCCUUUGGUCGUUGCAGUCAAGACACGCGUAAACGUGAUCAUUUUAGGCAACGAAAUCAAUCACCUGCAGGUUGGGAUUGCAGCCAACUGCUCCAUGGACGUUAAUACUUUGUCUGCAGGCAAGGAAAUAAAGAUGUCAAACAUCACAUAUUACUCGGUUGCUUUAAAUUUUCAUCCCUAACUGCAUUGCAGGAUCACGUACUUUAGUUCUUAAUUACGUAUACAAACAUUUAAUUUUUUUCCAAAUGUAAACAAAAAUAUUGCGUCCCUAACAUUAUUAUAGUAGUUUGAUUUUCCGAAGAGCGUUAUGGAUUUAUCUGAUAAAAAUAACUUCCUGUACAGAUGAAUGUAUACAAAUAAUUUUUUUGGAAAUCUGUUUGUACUUUCAGAAUCACUAACCAACUAAGUAUAGUCG